AUGGUUCCUACCAGCUCACCCUUCCAAAGCUGGAUUCUAGAGGAGAAUGUGCCAAUGGUGAAACUCCCGGUGCAUGUCACUUAUGACGGAACUUCGGACCCGGAGGAUCACAUUGCCUCUUAUGAGGGGCACAUGUACCUUAACCCAAGGUCCGAGGCAACGUGGUGCAAGUACUUCCCAACCACUCUUAAGGGUGUUGCACAAACGUGGAUCACCAAAGGAGUAAUGGAAAGCUCAAUAACUGGUUGGAAUGAUCUUUCCAACAAAUUCAAGAGCAAGUUUUCUACGGCAAAUCGCCGAGAGAAAACGACUAUAGAACUGAUGUGUCUACAGCAAGGGGAGGACGAGGGCCUCCUAGACUAUCUGACUCGCUUCAGUAAUGAGUCGUCUAAAAUCACAAGUCUGGACCAAGGGCUAAUCAUCUUCGCACUACGGAACGACCUGCAAGUUGAAAAGUUCUUUGACUUCAUGGUCAUGCAUCCACCGCAGACCAUAGAGGAAGCUCUGGAUGCCUCAGACAAAUUCAUCCGAGCCGAAGAAUGGAACAAAACCAAAUCCCAAUUCCAAUCCGAAGCUAGGAAGGCAAAAGGACAGCAGUUCGAAGGCCAGGGCCAGAGGAAAGGGAAGGCGAAAGCCUCAGAACCGUCCUUGGCUACUGAGCCGAAGAAAGAAAAAACCCCAUUCUUGGGGAGAUAUGAAUCAUAA
Chenopodium quinoa (quinoa) is the source of this 705-nucleotide messenger RNA. RefSeq lists its product as uncharacterized. The record is from RefSeq and is a predicted model, not a curated record. Bases 1 to 705 code for a protein of 234 amino acids. NCBI's taxonomy places the organism in Eukaryota, Viridiplantae, Streptophyta, Magnoliopsida, Caryophyllales, Amaranthaceae. The transcript has a single exon.